GACUCUGCCCCGGAAGUGCUAUGGGUAGGGUAGCGGAGCGCCGAGGGCGCAGGCGCAGGCCAGCAUGAUGGUCGCGGUCGGCUCGUUGGUUGGCCGGCUGGGCAUGCGGCAGUGGGGUGUCGGGCCGUCGGCCCUCACCCGAGGCCCGCUGACCGCCUGCCGGAGAUGGGCGGGCGCAUCAGCAGACACCGUGUACGAUGUGGUGGUGUCGGGCGGAGGCCUGGUGGGCGCUGCCAUGGCUUGUGCCUUGGGACAUGAUAUUCACUUUCAUGACAAGAAAAUCUUGUUGCUAGAAGCAGGUCCAAAGAAGGUACUGGAGAAAUUGUCAGAAACUUACAGCAACAGAGUCAGCUCCAUUUCCCCUGGUUCAGCAACUCUCCUCAGUAGUUUUGGUGCGUGGGACCACAUCUGCAACAUGAGAUGCAGAGCCUUCAGGCGAAUGCAGGUGUGGGAUUCCUGUUCAGAGGCCUUGAUAAUGUUUGAUAAGGAUAAGUUAGAUGACAUGGGCUAUAUAGUGGAAAAUGAUGUCAUCAUGCAUGCUCUUACUAAGCAGCUGGAGGCCGUAUCUGAUCGAGUGACAGUUCUCUACAGGAGCAAAGCUGUUGGCUAUACCUGGCCUGGUCCAUUUUCCAUGGCAGACUCCAGCCCCUGGGUCCACAUUACCCUAGGUGAUGGCAGCACCCUCCAGACCAAACUGUUGAUUGGUGCUGAUGGGCACAACUCAGGAGUACGGCAAGCUGCUGGGAUCCAGAAUGUUAGUUGGAACUAUGACCAGUCUGCUGUAGUGGCUACUCUGCAUUUAUCAGAGCCCACAGAAAACAAUGUAGCCUGGCAGAGAUUCCUUCCCUCUGGGCCUAUUGCUCUGCUCCCGCUCUCAGAUACCUCAAGUUCCUUGGUUUGGUCCACAUCACAUGACCAUGCGGCAGAACUGGUCAGCAUGGAUGAGGAAGAGUUCGUAGAUUCCAUUAACUCUGCCUUUUGGAGUGAUGCAAACCACACAGACUUCAUCGACUCAGCUAGCACCAUGUUGCACUAUGUUGUCGCCCUUCUGAAGCCCACAAAGGUCUCAGCUCGCCAGCUACCCCCAAGUAUUGCCAGGGUGGAUGCCAAGAGCAGAGCACGCUUUCCUCUGGGGCUAGGACAUGCUGUUGAGUACGUCCGUCCUCGAGUAGCACUUAUUGGGGAUGCAGCCCACAGAGUCCAUCCACUAGCGGGACAAGGUGUCAACAUGGGCUUUGGGGAUAUCUCCAGCUUGGUCCAUCAUCUCAGUACUGCAGCCUUCAAUGGGAAGGACUUAGGCUCCAUGAGCCACCUCACAGGUUAUGAAACAGACAGACAGCGUCAUAAUACUGCUCUUCUGGUUGCUACUGACAUACUGAAAAGGCUCUAUUCGACCAGUGCCAUGCCACCGGUGCUACUCAGGACGUGGGGAUUGCAGGCCACUAAUGCAGUGUCUCCUCUCAAGGCACUCCGGAAAGUAUGUCCUUCAAUCCCUGAAAGGAACCACAACACAAAAAGGCAAAUAUGUGCGAGAAGAAGGAAGGUAAGCAAGACAAUGCUGAAAGGAAUAACCAACAGACUGCGGUUUAUAAUCUUAAUCUGUGAUAUGAAUUCUGAACUGAGGGUUCAUAGGCUUUGUAGUAGUGGUAAACCCUCUGAAACUAGAGGCAAAUUUUCAUGCACAUGCACCUGUGGCAGAGGGUCCAUUGUUUUCAUCUCAUCUCGAAAGUAAAGUAAGUUCCUUGCU
Molecule: messenger RNA, 1747 nt
Organism: Nannospalax galili (Upper Galilee mountains blind mole rat)
Lineage: Eukaryota; Metazoa; Chordata; Mammalia; Rodentia; Spalacidae
Gene: Coq6
Product: coenzyme Q6, monooxygenase
Exons: 12
Coding region: 65-1732 (555 amino acids)
Biological process (GO): ubiquinone biosynthetic process
Cellular component (GO): mitochondrion
Molecular function (GO): oxidoreductase activity, acting on paired donors, with incorporation or reduction of molecular oxygen, NAD(P)H as one donor, and incorporation of one atom of oxygen; FAD binding; 2-octaprenyl-6-methoxyphenol hydroxylase activity
Source: RefSeq, a predicted model, not a curated record